This is a messenger RNA of Lampris incognitus (smalleye Pacific opah), 1339 nucleotides long. RefSeq names its product adenylate cyclase activating polypeptide 1a (gene adcyap1a). NCBI's taxonomy places the organism in Eukaryota, Metazoa, Chordata, Actinopteri, Lampriformes, Lampridae. Gene Ontology annotation, cellular component: neuron projection; extracellular region; perikaryon. Bases 254 to 856 code for a protein of 200 amino acids. Gene Ontology annotation, molecular function: neuropeptide hormone activity; pituitary adenylate cyclase activating polypeptide activity; peptide hormone receptor binding. Gene Ontology annotation, biological process: neuropeptide signaling pathway; regulation of protein localization; positive regulation of ERK1 and ERK2 cascade. The record is from RefSeq and is a predicted model, not a curated record. The transcript has 7 exons.
CAGCGGGCAGACAUCCGCGAGCCGUCAUAAACUGUGAGCACGCGGAGGGCUGGACACUUCGGAACGCGCGCUGAGAGACGAGAGGGGCGCUUGGGAAAGUGACCGAGAAGAAGAACAAGCGGAGGGAGAGAGAGAGGGGGGAGAGCGAGAGAGAGAGAGCGAGAGAGAGAGAGAGAGAGGGGCUAUCUCCCUCUCCCCAGCCAAGGUCUUCAAGGGAUCGCAUACAGCGUCUCACCACUGCAAUAGCAGGACCAUGUGCAGCAAAGCUACUUUAGCCCUACUCAUCUAUGGACUCAUAAUGCAUUACAGCGUCAGCUGCUCACCCGUGGGGCUUAGCUAUCCCAAUGUUAGACUUGACAAUGAGGUUUACGAUGAAGAUGGCAACUCGUUAACGCAGCUGGCAUUCAACAGGGACCAACUCGCCAUAAGGAGCCCAUCGCCUGCAGCCGACGACGUCUACACGUUAUACUACCCGCCAGAAAAAAGGACGGAGAGACAUGCAGACGGCAUGUUUAAUAAAGCCUACAGGAAGGCGCUGGGCCAGCUAUCAGCCAGGAAAUACCUCCACUCUCUGAUGGCCAAACGUGUAGGUGGGGGGAGCGCCACGGAGGACGACUCGGAGCCUCUGUCGAAGCGGCACUCGGACGGGAUCUUCACGGACAGCUACAGCCGCUACCGAAAGCAAAUGGCGGUGAAGAAAUACCUGGCAGCAGUCCUGGGGAAAAGCCUUGAAGACGUAGGUAUUCAGCAUAUCCUACCAGACAUAGACUUUGAUGCCCUCCCGGAUGGGGAUGAGUUUGAGGCAUUUUUGGGAGACUGGCUGAAACAGUUCUCUCCCGAGUUUCCGGCAUUGUGACGCAGGAGGCAGCUUGCGGCUGUGGUGCCUUGCUUCGACUUUAAAAUCGCCACGAUCACAGAUGGCUAUUUAGUGGCCCUACAAUGCUGCACAUCAUCAGCUUACAUUACCUUUGUUUUUGUUUUUGUUUUGUGUGGCACAAACAUUUGAUAGGAUCUUUAGUGGCAUCAGGCCAAAGCUUCAGCCAUUCCUGCCUGUGCUCCUUUAAUUUUUGCAGUUUGUUUUUAGAGCACUAGAGUUAGACUUUUGUGAAAGAUUCAGGCAAGGAUCAUAAUUUCCCAUUCUGCGUGAAACUUCAUAUGUAUCAUGUUGAAAGCGCCAAUAGCCUUACUAAACAUGAAGAUAAUCUUCAAACUAUAUAUUCUAUAUAUCUAUCUAUAUAUUUACUGUGUAGAAAAUGAAUAUUACAUAGUGAUCCGCAGGGGUCAAGUCUAUAAAUGUUUAAAAAAAGUGUUGUAAGAUUUGUAUGAAUAAAUUUUUGUA